This is a messenger RNA of Eucalyptus grandis, 945 nucleotides long. RefSeq lists its product as uncharacterized. The coding region runs from base 1 to 945 and encodes 314 amino acids. The transcript has 2 exons. NCBI's taxonomy places the organism in Eukaryota, Viridiplantae, Streptophyta, Magnoliopsida, Myrtales, Myrtaceae. The record is from RefSeq and is a predicted model, not a curated record.
AUGGGGGCGGACGCGCUGGAUCAAGCUACAGCCAAGGGAAUCAGUGAAAUCGUGAAGCUAUGUAUUCAAUUUUUUCCGGAACUUUUUCGGAUUUCGCCUUCUUGUAAGAGUUUGAUGACUCGUGCGAUCGAGUAUCGCCAAGAAAGGAUUCUCAGACUCUUUUUCAAGUUAAGCUCGACCACUGAGUUGUCAUUAUUCCUGGGGCCUACACGACGAGAUUCAUCAGAUAUGAUGGCUGCAGCAGCAUCGUACCCUAGUUUUGAUGCUAUGACUAACGUGGCCGGAGCAGCUUUUCAAAUGCAAAGAGAAAUCCAAUGGUACGAGGCUGUGCAAAGCUGGGUUACGCCUAGGAUGAGAACUGCCUACUUCUGGGAUAACACUGAGGGGAGGACGAAAACAUAUUGGACUAAAUUCAUGGAGAACCACAAAAACUUGCUUGAGAAUGGAGGGAAAUGGGUAAAGGACAUAGCAAAUUCAUGUAUGCUCGUCUCAACUCUAAUUGUCAAAGUAUUGUUCACUGCUGCAUUCACUAUACCUGGAGGCAAUGACAGCAAUACUGGAGUACCCUUGUUGUUAGGACAAGACUCUCUCUUGGUUUUCGCAAUUUCGGAUUCGUUAGGUUUGGUCUCCUUUGUGACGGCUAUCUUGCUAUUUCUAGCCAUCUUAACUUCGCAGUAUGAGACACAAGAUUUUCUCUACUCUUUGCCUAAGAAGAUCAUUAUGGGCCAUGUUUUUCUCUUCCUCUCCUUGGCUUUCAUGCUGGUGGCCUUCGAGGCAACUCUCACAAUUUUGCUGGAUAAGAGACUAGGGUGGAUUCUCAUUCCCAUAAUUUUGCUGACCCCUAUCCCCGUGGCUUUAUUCUUAGUACUACAACUUCCCUUGCUAUAUCAAAUGAUUAUAUCCACUUAUGGAAGGAGCAUCCUUCGUCCCGAGAGAAUUUGGUAG